This is a messenger RNA of Aspergillus heteromorphus CBS 117.55, 1648 nucleotides long. Its product is annotated as carboxylesterase/lipase family protein. Bases 47 to 1648 code for a protein of 533 amino acids. NCBI's taxonomy places the organism in Eukaryota, Fungi, Ascomycota, Eurotiomycetes, Eurotiales, Aspergillaceae. The transcript has a single exon. The record is from RefSeq and is a predicted model, not a curated record.
CAAGCUUGAAAGUGACUCGAUCUUUCUCCUGCCUCUUUCCCCCAAGAUGAAUCAGACCCGACGUGCGAGACUUUCUCUCGCUGCCCUCAUUCCAACCCUUCUGGUUCGGGCCAACGCAGCUCUCUACGACACCGUCGUCGACACCCAGUAUGGCAAGUUGCAGGGCUAUCCCGCCUUUACCAGCGAGCCGGCUGGCAACUUGACCCAUUGGAAGGACAUCGCCGUCUGGAAGAACAUCCCCUUUGCUGCCACCACCGGCGGCCAGAACCGUUGGAAGGCUCCCCAGCCAGCCAGUGGAUGGAACGGCACGCGCGACGCAAAGUCCUUCGGCAAUGUCUGCCCCUCAGCUACCUCGGGCGACAAUGAUUACACGAUCGACGAGGACUGCUUGAACCUGAACAUCUGGAGUCCCGCCAACUCGACCGACGCCAAGCUCCCGGUUGUCAUGUGGAGCUACCCGGCUUUGUCGACGGCUGCCGACGCUCUGUUCGACGGUGGCGGCAUAGCUGAUCAGGGUAUCGUCUUCGUCAACUACAACUACCGUACCGGAUCUUUUGGCUGGCUGUCCCACCCGGAGCUGUCACAGGAGUUCGAAGCCGUGACGGGAUCCAACAGCUCCGGUAACUGGGGUAUGCUCGACCAGUUUGCCGCCUUGAAGUGGAUUCACGAGAACAUCGCCGACUUCGGUGGUGAUCCCGAGCACAUCACCGUGAUGGGCCAGUCUGCCGGGUCUGCUGCCACCCAGCACAUCGUCAACAGCCCCUUGACCCAGGGCCUGAUUGUCGGGGGAAUCAUCGAGAGUGGGGUACGCGACCCGCACGAUCCCCUCUGCACCAGCCUUGCCGAGAACUACAAGACGCUGGACUACAACCUCGACCAGGGAAUUCGCUUCCUUGAGAACUUCAACGUCAGCUCCAUCGCCGAGCUGCGGGAGCUGCCCAUGAACGACCUGAUCGUCUCCGGUGGCACCUUCGGCAGCGACAGCGAAUGGGACUUCACCGCCACGCUGGACUACUACGCCAUCCCAGACACCUACCUCAACACGCUGCUGAAGGGUCUUGCGCAGGAUGUGCCCCUGCUCACCGGUAACACCAAGGACGAGAGCGGCGCAACCUACGGUCUGAACAUCACCGUCGCCGAAUUCAUGGAAGGAAUGGCCGAGACCUUCAGCGAGCCCUGGCUGGCCCGGUUCCUGGAGCAGUACAACGGCAACACCUCCGUCACUGCGUCGGCCGCCUACAACGCCCAAUGGACCGAUCGCUCCAAGGUCGGCACCUGGCUGUGGGCCUCCCUGUGGGCCACCGCCAAAGCCAGCCCCGUCUACACCUACAUCUGGGACCAUGCUCCUCCGGGCCAGGACCAGGGCGCCUACCACGAGUCCGAGAUCAACUACGUCCUCAACAACCUGUACGGUACCGAUAUGCCCUGGACUGCCUUGGACUACGCCAUUGCACGCAAGAUGAACACCUACUGGGCCAACUUCAUCAAGACCGGUAACCCCAACACUGAGUCUUUGGCCGCGUGGCCUGCUGCCGACACCAACGGCACUGUCCAGCAUGUGGGUAACGGCUGGGGUCAGAUUCCUCUGACCUCUGAGGCGAAGAUCGAGUUGUUUGAGGCUUGGUUUGAUACUUUGGUCGCGUAUUAG